CAUAUUUCCUCAUGUGGUAAUAAUGUCCAUGUCACUAUAAAAGCAGCAUGGAGAGAUGCAAGAGUGCGUUUCUCAAGACUGUUCAGUCAUGGAGGGCAAAAUCUUGCUUGCAGCAACAGUACUCAUCGUGUCACAGCUCUGCUGGGGACCCAGUGUGUGUGCAGCACCCACCAGUUCCUGCAAGUCCAAGGCUAAUGGCAACUAUGCAGAUCCCAGCAACUCCAGCACUUACAUUGCAUGCUCUAAUGGAAAUACAUUCAUCAUGCCCUGUCCUGCAUCUCUGAUCUUCAAUGAACCAGCAAAUAUGUGUGUCUAUGUAAAUGGUUAUCCUGCCGUAACACCAGGUUUGUAUAAAAAGUCACAAUAAUCUAGAAGUUCUUCU
Messenger RNA from Erpetoichthys calabaricus (reedfish), 382 nucleotides. Its product is annotated as chondroitin proteoglycan 1-like. NCBI's taxonomy places the organism in Eukaryota, Metazoa, Chordata, Cladistia, Polypteriformes, Polypteridae. The record is from RefSeq and is a predicted model, not a curated record. The coding region runs from base 56 to 367 and encodes 103 amino acids. The transcript has 3 exons. Gene Ontology annotation, cellular component: extracellular region. Gene Ontology annotation, molecular function: chitin binding.